Molecule: messenger RNA, 1661 nt
Organism: Ylistrum balloti
Lineage: Eukaryota; Metazoa; Mollusca; Bivalvia; Pectinida; Pectinidae
Exons: 14
Coding region: 1-1653 (550 amino acids)
Biological process (GO): protein deubiquitination
Cellular component (GO): cytosol; nucleus
Molecular function (GO): cysteine-type endopeptidase activity; cysteine-type deubiquitinase activity
Source: RefSeq, a predicted model, not a curated record
AUGUUAACGUUUUGGCUUGUUGUAGGAUGUGUAGGAGGGGUCAUCAUCAUCGUCAUCAUCAUCGUCGCCAUUGUUUUGUUGACAUGCUCCAAACCAAGGGAAAAGAGAAAACAUAGUAUUCAUAAUUCAGACGAUAUUGAAAAUGGAAAUGGAAAACGGAUAUGCAUCAGGAAUACAAUAUUGGACUUCACUGAUAAGCCAAAGGGUUUACCAAAUAUCGGAGAAACUUGUUACGUAAAUUCCAUGGUUCAGUGUUUAGCAUGGAGUCCAUGUCUCAGGUUACAAUUGGAAGAUCAGAUCAGGAAACAGAAUUUUUCGCAGCAUGGAAACAAAGUUGCAAAAUCUCUGCUCACUGUCCUUGAAUCCUACCACGAUGAAGACGAAGGUGAUGUCGUUGGAAAGAGCUUUGAUUUUUGUUACCGAAGGAGGAAUAAUUUACUCUGUGACGAGUUAUCUAAAUUCCUCAGCGCCAUUUAUCAUGCCAAUGGACGAUUCAGUGCUGGAGAACAAGAAGACACCUAUGAGUUCUUCAAUACCCUCAUCAGCACAAUUCAAGACGAGGCUUUGGAACACAUUCCGCGUACGGUUGGCGAUGAAACUUAUGACGAGCACGUAAUGAGAUAUUGCGGCACUUAUAGAUUGUUUGGAGGAAAAUUCAUAACUACCUACUGUUACGAAGAUUGUGGACAUGUAGAGCCUGUUUAUCAAGCAUUUACCAGUUUGUCUAUUCCAGUCACUGCGAAACCAGAUAUUGGAGAAAGCUCUGUGAUGAUAAUUAAUGAGGAUCAAUUGGACAGGAUGCCGCUAUAUCCAGGUCCAGAUGCUGGAAUACUGAAACAUACACAUACUAAAACAAUAGAUAUAUUGGUAAAACCGUCACUACAACUCGAAGACAAACUUCAGAGGAGAUUAUCUCUUUCUAUGAAACACGAGGACAAGAGUUUAGAAGAAACCUGUGUUGAGCUGGGUCUAGAAACGUUGACAGGAACAGAGAAGAUGAUGGCAUCAGAAAUUUAUUGUCGAAGCUGUAGAAAACAAGGGAGAAGUGGAACCGAGGGUGCAUUGUACAAAACACUACAGAUACUAUCUCUUCCUCCAGUCCUGGUUUUGCAAAUCAACAGAUUUAAGCAGAGAGGUCACGAGGUGUACAAAAUGACCGAGCCUGUAUCUUACCCAAAGGUCCUUGAUAUGGCCAGGUUCUGUUCUAUCGCAAUGGAGCAGGUUUCUGGUGCUAGUGGUAAACUGACACCCGGGGAGACAUACUCCUUGUUUGGUGUGGUGAAUCACCUCGGAUCGAUACAAGGAGGUCAUUACUUUGCCGACAUCAAAACGACCCAGCGAAAUGUAGCGAACAUACAGAGCCAGCUUCAAAACUACACCUGGCGGGAUCCUGAAAGAAUGGCCGACAGCAUUCGUAAGCACUUGGAAGAAAUUUGGCGCGAGAUCAACAGAUUCGAAGGUGACUCCAAUGAAAAAUAUUUUGAGCAACAGCAAUUAUUGGUUGGAGAUCGACAGCAGCAGUCUGCUUAUCAGAAUACCAAGGAAGGUUCGGACACAUGGUUCCGUGUCAACGACUCAUCUGUAGAGAAAGUUGAAGAAGACAUUGUGAUGCAGAGUAAAAAUGCUUAUAUCUUAAUGUAUGAAAGAAUGUGAGUUAUUUA